Molecule: messenger RNA, 851 nt
Organism: Anopheles arabiensis
Lineage: Eukaryota; Metazoa; Arthropoda; Insecta; Diptera; Culicidae
Exons: 2
Coding region: 406-792 (128 amino acids)
Source: RefSeq, a predicted model, not a curated record
AAGGGCAGCAGGGAUUCUGACCUUGAACGAUACAGCACUCAAUGGGCUAGGAACCGUUCCUGCUUUUAGCAGGCUAAAAGCAAUUGCGUCUGCAGUGUCCAACUGCAAACACACCAACGAGACAACUUGCUCUAUGGUGACGUACGCAACCAACCUUGAAAGAUGCAGCCAUAAAUAAUCGGUUCUUGGUGUCUGUGAAACAGUUGGUAUUGAAGCGGAGGCUGUAUUAGUACCUGUGAUUAUUGGUGGUAGUGAAGGACGAUCGAUCCGGUGAGUGUUGUUUGUAUUUGUGACGUUUGAGAUUGCUGCACUGUCAACAAACACGGCAUCUGAGGAUGCAACUGCAUCACGAAAUAAUCUUCGUCUUUUUCCGUUUGGUAGUGCAUCUGGGAGCAAUUGAUUGCUAUGUUGCAAGGAUGCCGAAUGGGCCGUGGCGAUUCCGGCAAAGCCAUCCCGAAUCUCCUGUAUUACCGGUGGGACCAAGCUAGCCUUCAUGGCAUCAACAGCAGCUGUGAGGGCUGCCUGAAACCCAACCUGCAUACCCAUGCCCUUGACCGCCUUGCUACGCGGAUUCCCGAUGGCGUUAGUACACCCAAUGCAACUCCAGUGCAGGGAAGCCAUCCGUUUCACUUCAUCGAUGACCGAUAUAGGCACCUUAGUGCACACCAGAUGAUGCCGCUGCAGAUGAACGUCGAAGGAGCCACAAAUAAAAGCCAAAUAUAUCGCGAACACGGUGGUUUUCGUCAGGAACACGAUGGCAGGGUCACGAGACUACACUUAUGGACACACUAAAACUUGUGUUGAUUAUAGCAAAACCAGAUUAUUAUUAUUAUUAUUAUUUAUUAAUCUUC